AUGUCUUCAAAUCCAAUUCCAGCACAACAAUAUUUACUUAAAUUAAGAAUUUCAAAUGUAAUGAGGAUUUUUCCAAUUUUUUGGAAUGGUUUUUUUGCAAAGACAGAAAUAAUAAUUAUUUUAACAUUAACAACUUUCCGCUUUGACUUAAUAAUCCUACCUCUAAUUGUAAAUUUAGUUGAUAUCUCAAUUUAUUUAUUAAUUUUGUAAUAUUUUUGGUUGAAACUUGAGAAUACAGUCGAUAAAUGUGUUUUAAAUAAUUAAUCACAACGUGAUAUUUAAACCUUUUAACCAAAAUUACUCUAUUAGUAUCUCUAAUUAAUGUGGAUCAUUUCAGAUAUUUUAUCUAAAGAAUUGUGUUUUUUUUAUGUUGUUACGUUGCUUCUCAUCAAUUAAAUCGCUUAUUCAAAUAGAUAAAAACUCUUAAUGUUGGAAUUAUUAUUACAGGUUUACAUAAUUAGAUACUAUUUGCAUUUAGUUGAAAAUUGCAGUGUUGCACUUUCUUAAGUUUCAAGAGUUUAAGGAAGUUACAGAUAAUUAGAGGAUUAAAAGAUCUUGAAAAAUUUCACAUAUAAAGUACCAUUUGAUAAACGAAAUUAACAAAGCAAGUAAGUCUUUAAGAUCUAAUAAUUAGCUACUCUUAUUAAAACUGA
Molecule: messenger RNA, 653 nt
Organism: Paramecium octaurelia
Lineage: Eukaryota; Ciliophora; Oligohymenophorea; Peniculida; Parameciidae
Source: the annotation of a GenBank genome assembly